UGUCAAGCUUUCAAUCUCGUCGGCAAUGGCGGUAGCGAAGUAGCCCGCCAUGGGAGUUCAAGGUCUCUGGGAGUUGCUUGCCCCCGUCGGGCGCCGGGUCUCGGUUGAAACCCUAGCCGGAAAGACACUCGCAAUCGAUGCGAGCAUUUGGAUGGUCCAGUUCAUGAUGGCGAUGAGGGAUGAGCGAGGCGAGAUGGUGCGCAAUGCGCACGUUCUUGGAUUCUUUCGCCGCAUCUGCAAGCUUCUCUUUCUUCGCACCAAGCCGAUCUUUGUCUUUGAUGGUGGUACUCCGGCGCUUAAGCGCCGGACUGUCGCCGCUCGCCGCCGCCAUCGUGAGAAUGCCCGUGCUAAGAUCCGCAAGACCGCGGAGAAGCUUCUCAUCAAUCAUCUCAAGGUGAAGAGAUUGGAGGAGCUGGCUGUGGAGAUCAAGAACAGCAGGGCUAAGGAUGAAUCCAAGGGGAAGCAGGUUGAGGUGGAUCAUGGAAGCGGGUUAAAAGGAAGUAGUUCGAAGAAGAACGCGAAAGAUGGUAUUGGGAACGCUAACCAGGAAGCUCUUGACGAGUUGUUGGCAGCAUCACUUGCAGCCGAAGAGGAGGGGAAAUUUAAUAGCAACGCAUCAGCUUCUGGUGUGGAUGCCUUUGAGGAGGGAGUAGAUGAGGAUGAUGAGAAUGAAGAAAUGUUAUUUCCAGCAAUGAGUGGCAAAAUCGAUCCAGCUGUAUUAGCUUCACUGCCUCCAUCUAUGCAGUUAGAUCUUCUUGUCCAGAUGAGAGAAAGACUUAUGGCUGAAAACAGGCAGAAGUAUCAAAAAAUUAAGAAGGCCCCCGCAAAAUUUUCAGAGCUACAAAUUCAAUCUUACCUGAAAACUGUUGCUUUCCGCCGGGAGAUAGAUGAAGUACAAAAAUGUGCUGCUGGAAGGGGGGUAGGAGGUGUGCACACUUCCAGGAUAGCUUCAGAAGCUAAUAGAGAAUUCAUAUUUUCAUCAUCAUUUACUGGUGACAAACAGAUUUUGACAUCUGCGGCCAAUGGGAUGAAAGAGAACAUGAGGCCAAUGGCGCAAAACAAUGCAACUUCUUCAGAUCCAGUACUACCUAAUUCUGCUUCUAAACAAUCUAGUUCUGUUAUGGGGGCAUGCAUUGCUGAACCUAUAAGUGAUUUUGUGAAUGAUGUUGAGACGUACCGAGAUGAGUGUGGGCGUGUUCGAGUUAGCAGAGUUAGAGGCAUGGGUAUUAAUAUGACUCGUGAUUUGCAACGGAAUUUGGAUUUGAUGAAAGAAUAUGAACAGGAGAAGAAUUCUAGGAACAUAUGCAAUGGUCCUACACCUAACUCAGACCAAGGGAUACCUAAAGCCCCAAAAGACAUUUCUGAAAUCAAUCCUUCCCCAAAAGCUUGUGCAGGUUCUGACACUGCCGUAACUGAAGCGGGAAGCAUUUUAGCCUCCACACAAGGUGAGAUUCAUCAUGUUGAUGAGCCAUCUGUUCUUGCAAGCAAAACAACAAUUGAGAUAUCUUUCUUGGAAGAUGAAAUUGAGAAGCAUGAUGCAGACCACAAUCUGUUUUUUCAGUUAGUUUCCGGAAGUUCUGCAUUAGAAACAAAUUCUGUGUGUGUUCCAUCAGGCAAAAAUAUCUGUGAUUCUGCUGAUUGCAUGUGGGAGGAAGGAGUGGUCAAGGAAAAUGCUGGAAGUCGGACAGACAGUACGAAGAAACAAAGCCGACCUUUUUCAGCAGAAGAGAUUUCAGUUGAGGAAGAUGAUGUUGAAUGGGAGGAAGGUACCUGCCAGGGUCCUACUGGUGCCACAGAUGGCCUGAUCGAACAUAGAAGUCGUAUCUCAAGGGGUUUUUUGGAGGAAGAAGCUGAUGUCCAGGAAGCAAUAAAGAGAAGUCUUGAAGAUUUAGGAAGACAGAAGCCUUUAAUCAUUUCUUCUGAGGUUCAAAUAUCAAACACAAACAGGCAGGUACAAAAUAACCUGAAGUGCAGUUUUUCACCCAGUUUUGCUGUGGGUGGACAUGGAAAACAUAAUGCUUGCCAAAUGGGCAUUGUGCAGACCAGGAGCUCUCUGGAGAUGCAUCAAGCUUCGCCUGCUGCAUCAGAAGCUCGAUCUGUAAAUGAUGAAAUGAAGUCCAAUGCUGAAAUUAUUGAAGAACCAGUGGUUGUUAGUGAGAUUAUGGAAACAUUAUGUACUGAUGAUGUACCAAAGAUACAAUCAGUUGAAGGUCAGGUAACAUUGGACACAGAAUGCAUGAAUAUUUCCAAGCAUGGUUCAACUUCCAACGCAUUUGCAGAGCUUGAGCCUAGUCCUAAUGCAGAUCAAGAAACCAUAGGCAAUACACCUGUCAUUGUUCUUGCUGAUUGUCAAUAUAAUGAUCUGCAAGAUUCUCUUAAAAGAAAUGAGAAUGCAGGUUUUCAAAAGAACUCGCCACUGGAAACCUUUACAGAGACUGCUGUACACAUGGAUGUUGAGCGACAAAAUCAAGAAAAAAUCAUUAAUGACAUGCCUUCCAAUAAAGAAAAGCACUAUGAAGAUAAAUUCAUGGCACAGGAGCAUUUGAAUGAUAAUUUAGAAUUCUCGGAAGCUAGUUUGGAUGAAGAAAUUUCUAUCCUUAGACAAGAACGUCUAAAUCUUGGUGAUAAGCAAAGAACGCUUGAGAGAAAUGCAGAAUCUGUCAGUAGCGAAAUGUUUGCGGAGUGCCAGGAGUUGCUUCAAAUGUUUGGUUUGCCUUAUAUCAUUGCACCAAUGGAAGCAGAGGCUCAGUGUGCGUACAUGGAAAUGACCAAACAAGUGGAUGGCGUCAUAACUGAUGAUUCAGAUGUGUUCUUGUUUGGUGCUCGCAAUGUCUACAAGAAUAUAUUUGAUGACAAGAAAUAUGUCGAAACAUAUUUCAUGAAGGAUAUUGAGAGUGAGCUUGGAAUGACUAGAGAGAAGUUGAUCCGGAUGGCCUUGCUUCUGGGGAGUGAUUAUACGGAGGGUGUCAGUGGAAUUGGCAUUGUCAAUGCGAUUGAGGUUUUACAAGCAUUUCCUGAGGAAGAUGGCCUUCAAAAGUUCAGGGAAUGGCUUGAGUCUCCUGAUCCGUCUAUUUUAGGACAAUUUGGUUCUUAUACUGGUAGCAAAUCCAUGAAAAGAUCCUCUAAAAACAGCAAUAGUAAUGUGGAUGAAUUGACAGACAACAGUGAAGAAUCUGCUUGUGAAGAGAGUGGUUUAAGGAACCAUGGUCAAGUUGCUGACAAUGGCAUUCCAGAUGUUAAAAACAUCUUCAUGAAUAAGCAUAGAAAGGUGAGCAAAAAUUGGCAUAUACCUUCAUCUUUUCCAAGUGAAUCAGUUGUAUCUGCUUACACUUCACCUCAAGUUGAUGAAUCACUGGAAUCUUUUUCAUGGGGAAGGCCCGAUUUGUUUUUACUUCGCAAGUUGUGCUGGGAAAAGUUUGGUUGGGGUAGUCAGAAGGCUGAUGAAUUGCUUGUGCCUGUUCUCAAGGAGUAUGACAAACAUGAGACUCAACUAAGACUGGAAGCGUUUUACUCUUUCAACGAAAGGUUUGCAAAAAUACGCAGCCAGCGAAUUAAGAAGGCUGUAAAAGGAAUCACUGGGUCUUCUGAGUUGACAGGUGAUAUUGUCCAAGAAGGUUCUGAAUCAAGGAAAGGGAAAAGGACUUCUAGAGCCAAGGAACCAAAACACAAGAACCAAUUAGAUGGUGGAACUAACAAUGAAUGCAUGGAACCUUUAGAAACAUCACUAUCAGAGGAUAAAGCAGGGGAACCACCUAUUCCAGGCCAUGGUCGAGAAGUUGCUGAAAGUGGAAUGACUGCAAAUAUUAGAGGAAGAGGGAGAGGAAGCGUCAGCAAAAGUGGAGGGGGGAGAGGAGCGAAAGCAAGAGGACGAAGUAAGCUGAAGAAGAAGACAGAACCUUUCAAGGGAAGUUCAAGUGAUGCUUCUGAUGAUGCAGAUGAUGCUGGUGGCCAGAACAAGAAACAGAAUGAUACAUUUGGGCUGCGGAGAUCGUUGCGACAGCGGAAGCAUGUACAAAUAUGCAGACGAGACUCCUGGAGCUGUUAACAGUGCUGAUGUUGUGGAUGCCUCAAACACAAUUGUAGCUGAUCAUAAAUCUAUUGAGAGUUCUUUUUCACUCGAUAGGAAAGAUGGGAAUCCAGAUUCCGCUGAGGAUUAUUCACCUAAAGAUUACCUGCUUAGUGGAGGUGGUUUCUGCAUUGAUGAAAGUGACCAAAAUGGUGAUGCUGUUAACCCAACAAACCUGCAGACAGAUUCAACUAAAAUUUCUGGCAGCAGUCUUGAAAUUGCACAACCUGCCAGUCUGCAGGGUUUGCUGGGCCAAGAUGAUCCUAAAGCUGAUCCCAUUGAAGUCACCCAAGUACCUGCACUAGUUCAAAAUGAUUAUCCCCAUCCAGAACAAGAUGUGGGGCAGCGUGAGGCAAGGCCAGGCUUGAGUGCGAUGCCUUCACUGAAACGCAAAAGAAGAAAAACCUAAGCAAAGUUCUUGGGGAUCUCAUAACACUGUCUAACAACUCCAUUUUUGUGUAAAUUUGUUUUUCAUACCAGUAGAACAUUAGGCAAAUUUGCAGCUCUGCUCUUAUAGGUGUAAUUUAUAAUGUUUAUACAGAUGAAAAUUUUGGGAAGAUA
Messenger RNA from Dioscorea cayenensis subsp. rotundata (Guinea yam), 4627 nucleotides. Its product is annotated as DNA repair protein UVH3. Gene Ontology annotation, cellular component: nucleus. The record is from RefSeq and is a predicted model, not a curated record. Gene Ontology annotation, biological process: nucleotide-excision repair. Gene Ontology annotation, molecular function: single-stranded DNA binding; DNA endonuclease activity. Lineage: Eukaryota; Viridiplantae; Streptophyta; Magnoliopsida; Dioscoreales; Dioscoreaceae.